CGUUUGCAGGUUUUGUUAGUAAACAAGAGGAGUUUAAUAAAGAAAUGCAAUAAAAGGCACACAAGAAAAAAGUUGAUAGUAGCAUGACUUCGCAGACUAGUAGAUCCUUUUUACAUUCGUGCCUGAAGGUACCCAUAGAUCCAUGUAAUAAUUGUCCAGCGCCAAUUUAUAAUCGGCCGAAACUAUAUUUGGGUCGAAUGACAGCAACACCGUUAAGCGUCACAAACAAGUCGCUGAAUGCAAGUGAAUUUGAAAAUGUUGACUCAACGUUGGCGAACAGUGGAAUACGUUCCUUAGCGAAACUUUACGACAGCAUACCAGACUAUUGCGAUAUUAACCAUCUGCCAAAUGAAGAAUUUUAUUCCACGCUGGACACUUUACGGUCCACUUGUUGUGAACUGCGCACCAAAUCUGCUCAGAGGUGUGUGGUUGAGGCGAGCAGCACCACGUCAUCCAUGUCUUCCCAUUGCGUCAACGUAAAGCGGGGCAAAUCUACGAAGCUUACAAAGAGUAAACCUUCAACUGGUAAAGGUAGCGAUAAAAAGAAAGCUGAAAAAUAUAACAACCAAGAAGUUUAUGAAAACUCGCGCUCUGUGUCCGGAACUCCAUUCAGCAUUGCUCAGAAAAUGGACUUUACGAGGCGAAAUAAGAUAAAAAAUUACAAAGAAGAGUUUGAGGAUGAAGUUAAAGCAUUCCAAAACACAAUAAAGGACAUUGAAGAGAAACUCAAGCAAAGUCAUGCGUUCGCCUCUUUAUCGGAAUCGAAGGGGAGAACAACCAAAAUCAACCCGAACAUAUUUCCAAAUGCAGGCAAUGAUGUGAAAAAGUGUACAGAUAAGGUCCCGACCACACCUAGUGUAUCAAAGUUUCGCGAAUUUUGUAGGCAAACUGGCGAUAACAUACGCCCCAGUUCCAAAACGAGUACUGUUAGCUUGCGAAAAUUUUUGAGAAAAUCUUUUUCCUUCAACGACAUCAAUAGCUUAGUCGAUUGCAAUGAAAGCGAGAAUAUUGAAAGCAAGAAACGUUUAGAUAAAUCCACAGAAACUCAAAUUCUUAUAAAUCGCACACCUUCGAAAUUCAGUAGUUAUUUCACCCAAAAAUCAGGACUUACCUCGCCAGAGAAGAGCCCACCGAAAAUAGUUUUGGAACCACCGAGUAGUGAAACAACUUCUGUGAAGUCUUCAAGCCGUUCAAGUGGUAGACGAAAGAAGAGGACCAAAGACAAAAAGCAGCAAAGAGAUUUUAAAGUGCCUUUCUCAAUAUUCAACUUGGACACAAAAAAGGAUAUUGAAAAGCAUGCAACUCCAUCGCCCUUACAUCCUGUGGCGCGGCCCAACCUCGCUGCAACAUUAAGAGCUGAGGUAUCGAAGAAGAAACUCAAAGAGUUGCAAAACAGCUGCACAUAUUACGAUAGCACAAAGCAGUUUGAUUGGGAAGUGCGCAAAACACCAGCGUGGAAAUCGCUGUCUCUCAAUGAAUCCCACAAAGAGAUACUGUCUAUGCGUUUAGCCACUCGCAAAGCAGAACAGGCAAUGCAACAACGCGAAUAUGAACUAAACAUGGAAUUAAUGCGUCAGCGCGUCAAAUCGGCACCACUACUUUUGGAAGGCACCACAUUUUGGGGUCCUCAUAUAGGCAAACUCACACAUACCUGCCAACGCGAGGGGUUGAGUCACUGUUGUCAGUCGAAUCAACGCAAGGCGCGUUGUAAAAGCGCCGAAAGUCGUAGAAAACUUUACACCCGUGAAGGCACCGGUAGCGAAUGCAGUCAAAAGAGUAACAAAUUAAAUUUGUUACAUAAAAUAUAUGGUGUUAGUACAAAGACACACUCGCGAAGUGCAACACAAACGCCAGUCGCAAAGAAAACGUCGCUGUCCGCUGAAAAGGGAAAUUCAGAGCGGACGCAGGUGGUGCAAACACAGAACGAUAGUGGUGAUGAGCUAUCUAGUUUAGAUAGAGCAUUCUUGUAG
Molecule: messenger RNA, 1970 nt
Organism: Anastrepha ludens (Mexican fruit fly)
Lineage: Eukaryota; Metazoa; Arthropoda; Insecta; Diptera; Tephritidae
Exons: 7
Coding region: 84-1970 (628 amino acids)
Source: RefSeq, a predicted model, not a curated record